AUGGAUGUUGUCUCCAUGGGGACUGUGAGGAUGUCCCAGAUGUGCAUGCUGAGAUGGGUCAUCCUGCUGAUGGGGCUGCAGUCGGUACAAGGAGGCUUCUUGGGGGAUUAUGGGGAUGUUAUGAAGGAUCCUAUGGACUUUACAACCUGGCCGCCAACAACAACAACAGUGUUCCCAAUGACGACUGUGAUGGUAACAAAAGUUCAACCAAAUCCUGAUCAUCAGUCCACGAUCUGCAGCACAUGGGGAAAUUUCCACUUCAAGACCUUUGAUGGUCAAUUCUUUCAAGUGCCAGACACGUGCAACUAUGUUCUGACAGUGAUGUGUGACAUUACGGUUUCUGAUUUUAACAUCCAAAUGCAAAGAGAGACUGUGAAUGGCUCAAUCACCUUUAGCACAGUCACAAUAAAGCUGGAGGGAACAAUCAUCAAAAUCACUAAUGGCGACAUCACCAUGGAUGAUCAAGCGGUGUCGAUUCCAAUCAAUCAGAAUGGAAUUAAAAUUGAAGGAACCCCAACAAGUAUUAAAGUCUCCAGAUAUGGAAUGACUGUCUUCUGGGAAGAAGACAACUCUAUAUUGAUUGAACUUGCAGAGAAGUACCAAGGUCAGACCUGUGGACUCUGUGGAAACUACAACGGCAACAAGAAUGACGAUAUCCCUGAAAGCGGCCCAGCCACCUGGAAGGUUUCCACACCAACUGAAUCCUGCGAGGACGUUACACUUCCUCCUGGGGAUCAGUGCGACCAGCACAUAAGUGUUUGCCAGCAGCAUCUCAGCAGUCCAGGGUUUGCUGACUGUUACAGGGUGAUGGACAUGAUUUCAUUUGAAAAAGCCUGUGUAGACGACCUGUGUCAGUGUUACGGCAAUCACGACUGUCUCUGCAACACGCUCACAGAGAUUUCACGACAGUGCACUCAUGCUGGAGGAAUACCAGGAACAUGGAGGACAGAACAGCUCUGUCCAAAGACGUGUCCUUUGAACUUGCAAUACAUGGAGUGUGGGAGUCCGUGCAAGAACACCUGCUCAGAUCCAGAUGCAAAUCUAAUGUGUAAAGAACACUGUCUGGAUGGCUGUUUUUGCCCUGAAGGCACCGUGGAAGACGACAUUGGCCUGAGUGGCUGCGUUCCUGUGAACGAGUGCCCUUGUCUGCAUGACGGCGCAGUAUAUCGAUCAGGAGAGUCUUACAAACAAGCUUGCAAAAAAUGUGUGUGCGCCGCUGGACACUGGACUUGUACAUACCUGGAAUGUCCCGGAAUCUGCUCUGUUGUUGGAGGGUCUCACAUCACCACUUAUGAUGGAAAGACCUUCACCUUCAGCGGCAACUGUGACUACAUCCUUACUAAGCACUCUAAUGACAGUGAUAUUGCUGUCGUGGGAAACCUGGCCAAGUGUGAUCCGGCCCGAACAGACACAUGUCUAAAUUCAGUUACCCUUGUCAUUUCGGGGACCACUAUUAGUUUUGCCUCCAAUGGUGUUGUGACACUGAAUGAAAACAGUCCAUAUAAGCUUCCUGCCACCACAGGUCCUGUGAGCAUCUUCCAGCCCACUUCCUCUUUCAUCAUUGCUGAUAUGAAGAGCCUUCAUCUAGAGAUCCAGUUGGCUCCAGUCAUGCAGUUGUAUAUUGUAGCCAGCACUGAAGAGAAAGGGAAAAUGAGUGGUCUAUGUGGAAACUAUAAUGAUGUCCAAUCAGAUGACUUCAAAACAGAGUCUGGUAUCAUAGAGGGCACACCAAUAACAUUUGUCAACUUCUGGAAGAAAACCCCAUACAGUUGUCCAGAUCUUGAAAACACAUUUGACAACCCCUGUAGCUUGAGUGUGGACACAGAGAAACUUGCUAAAGACUGGUGUUCCCGUCUUACAAACAACAGCGGAGUCUUUUCCGCAUGUCAUUCAGAAAUAUGUCCUGAGAUUUUCUACCAAUGGUGUGUCUAUGAUACCUGCAAAUGUGCAGAUAUUAGGAAGUGUAUGUGUGCGGCCGUGUCCAACUAUGCCCACGCCUGUGCUGCCAGAGGAGUCAUUCUCCAGGGCUGGAUGGAUUCUGACCCCUGUGCAUCUGAAUGUUUAGAAAACAUGAAGUACUCCUACGGUGUGUCCAGCUGUGGCAGCACCUGCCGCUCUCUCAGUGAACCAGAAGGAACCUGCCCAGGGUCCUUCACACCUGUAGACGGCUGCGUCUGUUCUGAGGGAACCUACCUUAAUGAAGACGGCAGUUGUGUGCCUGCCCACCAGUGUCCUUGUUACAAAGGCAACCAGGUCAUAGAACCAUCGGUAACAUCCAACAUAGACGGUGUUGCAUGCACCUGUACCCUUGGAAAAUUGCACUGCUCCAGUCAAGAAGACUGUGUGACUCCAAUGGUCUUCUUCAAAUGCUCAAAUUAUGAACCUGGAACAAAAGGGACAGAGUGUCAGAGGACCUGUCAGAACCAAGACCUAAACAACUGCGUGAGUACAGGGUGUGUAUCAGGGUGUAUGUGUCCAGAUGACCUUCUGGCUGAUGGAAAAGGUGGGUGUGUGGAGAGGACAAACUGCCCCUGUGUCCACAACGGACUCAGCUAUUCACCUGGAGAGCAAGUUCAAGAGGACUGUAACACCUGCACAUGCACAAAUGGGAUGUGGACUUGUACAGAUAAUGAGUGUUAUGGCACCUGUACCAUCUAUGGUGAAGGUCAUUUCAUGACUUUUGAUGGCAAGAAAUAUUCUUUCCUUGGAGACUGUGAACACAUCUUAGCCCAUGAUAACUGCAAUAAUGAACAGAGUCCAUAUUUUCUACGCCUGGUCACAGAGAACAUCCCCUGCGGCACCAGCGGCACCAUUUGCUCCAAAUCCAUCAAUCUUUUCUUUGGGAGAUACAAGAUGAUUUUAUCAGAGGAGAAUGGGAUCAAAGUUGUUGAAAGCAAUGGCACUGAUUACCUAUAUCAAAUCCAUACUGCUGGAAUAUACAAUGUCAUAGAGGUCAAAGGUCUUUUGAACUUAAUCUGGGACAAUAAGACGAGUCUGAUGCUCCAACUCCAUCCUAAAUUUAAGGGCAAGGUGUGUGGACUGUGUGGAAACUUUGACGGUAAUGCGAACAAUGACUUUGUGAAGCAUGAUGGAGAAGAGGUCACUGAUGCAGUGGCAUUUGGAAACAGCUGGAAGGUGAAUCCCAGCUGUCCAGAAGUGAGCAACUUGAUGAAUCCAUGUGAAAAAAAUCCACAUCGGAGUGCCUGGGCUAUCAAACAAUGCAGCAUCAUCACAAGCCCUGUCUUUACAGACUGCCAUUCACGUGUGGAUUCUGGCCCAUACUAUGAUGCCUGUGUAAGGGACACCUGUGCAUGUGACAGUGGGGGUGACUGUGAUUGUUUCUGUACUGCAGUGGCAGCUUACGCUGCUGAAUGCCGUAAAAAAGGAGCUUGUGUGGCAUGGCGAAGCCCAAGCAUAUGUCCUUUAUUCUGUGACUACUACAACAACCCUCCAGAUGAAUGUGAAUGGCACUAUAAAACCUGUGGAUCCACCUGCAUGAAAACUUGUAGAAACCCAUCAGGAACUUGUUCUAAUCAAAUUCCUCUUCUAGAGGGGUGUUUUCCUCAGUGCCCUUUAGAAAGGCCAUUUCUGAGGGAGGACACAAGGAAAUGUGUUACAGAGGCAGAAUGUCUUUCUCUGUGUACCUAUGAUGGGAAGAUAUACACUACUGGACAAGUGGUGUACGAUACCACAGAUGGGAAUGGCACAUGUUUUACGGCUGUGUGUGGUUUCAACGGCAUGAUAAUAAGAAAUAUUAACAAAUGCAUGACAACAACCACGCCAUUCACUUUCACAACUCCACCACAAACUACUAAAACAACAAUUAUAAUAACAGUUACAAAGACUUCCACCUCGACACCUAUGACAGUAACGCUAACAACGCCAGAAAUUUCAUCAACAUCUACACCUGCUGGUCAAACAUCACCAGGAGUUUCUACUACUGCAGUUACUGCUCCAACACCAUCUACAGAAACACCACCUCCCACGGGAACAGAAACACCAUCCACAGCUACUACAACUGCUGGUACACCAACACCAACAUCACCAGAAAUUUCUACUACUGCUGUUACUGCUGAAACACCAAUCACAGAAACACCACCUCCAACACGAACAGAAACGCCAUCAACAGCAACAACAACUGCUGGUCCAACGACACCUACAUCACCAGGAGUUUCUACUACUGCUGUUACUGCUCCUACUCCAUCUACAGAAACACCACCUCCCACAAGAACAGAAACACCAUUAACAGCUACUACAACUGCUGGUACACCAACACCAACAUCACCAGAAAUUUCUACUACUGCUGUUACUGCUGAAACACCAAUCACAGAAACACCACCUCCAACACGAACAGAAACACCAUCAACAGCAACAACAACUGCUGGUCCACCAACACCUACAUCAUCAGUAGUUUCUACUACUGCUGUUACUGCUCCAACACCAUCUACAGAAACACAACCUCCCACAGGAACAGAAACACCAUCCACAGCUACUACAACUGCUGGUACAGCAACACCAACAUCACCAGAAAUUUCUACUACUGCUGUUACUGCAGAAACACCAAUCACAGAAACGCCACCUCCAACACGAACAGAAACGCCAUCAACAGCAACAACAAUUGCUGGUCCAACGACACCUACAUCAGCAGGAGUUUCUACUACUGCUGUUACUGCUCCUACUCCAUCUACAGAAACACCACCUCCCACAGGAACUGAAACACCAUCCACAGCUACUACAACUGCUGGUACAGCAACACCAACAUCACCAGAAAUUUCUACUACUGCUGUUACUGCUCCUACUCCAUCUACAGAAACACCACCUCCCACAGGAACCGAAACACCAUUAACAGCUACUACAACUGCUGGUACAGCAACACCAACAUCACCAGAAAUUUCUACUACUGCUGUUACUGCUCCAACACCAUCUACAGAAACACAACCUCCCACAGGAACAGAAACCCCAUCCACAGCUACUACAACUGCUGGUACAGCAACACUAACAUCACCAGAAAUUUCUACUACUGCUGUUACUGCUGAAACACCACAGACCGAAACGUCACCUCCGACACGAACUGAAACACCAUCCACAGCUACUACAACUGCUGGUACAGCAACACCACCAGAAAUCUCUACCACUGCUGUUACUGCUCCUACUCCAGCUACAGAAACACCACCUACCACAGGAACCGAAACACCCUCCACAGUAACAACAACUGCUGGUCCAACGACACCUACAUCACCAGGAGUUUCUACUACUGCUGUUACUGCUCCUACUCCAUCUACAGAAACACCACCUCCCACAGGAACUGAAACACAAUCCACAGCUACUACAACUGCUGGUACGCCAACAUCACCAGAAAUUUCUACUACUGCUGUUACUGCUCCUACUCCAUCUACAGAAACACCACCUCCCACAAGAACCGAAACACCACCCAUAUCUACUACAAUUGCUGGUACACCAACACCAACAUCACCAGAAAUUUAUACCACUGCUGUUACUGCUGAAACAACACAGACAGAAACGCCACCUCCAACACGAACAGAAACGCCAUCAACAGCAACAACAAUUGCUGGUCCAACGACACCUACAUCAGCAGGAGUUUCUACUACUGCUGUUACUGCUCCUACUCCAUCUACAGAAACACCACCUCCCACAAGAACCGAAACACCACCCAUAUCUACUACAAUUGCUGGUACACCAACACCAACAUCACCAGAAAUUUCUACUACUGCUGUUACUGCUGAAACACCAAUCACAGAAACACCACCUCCAACACGAACAGAAACGCCAUCAACAGCAACAACAACUGCUCGUCCAACGACACCUACAUCACCAGGAAUUUCUACUACUGCUGUUACUGCUCCUACUCCAUCUACAGAAACACCUCCUCCCACAGGAACAGAAACAUCAUCCACAGCUACUACAACUGCUGGUACAGCAACACCAACAUCACCAGAAAUUUCUACUACUGCUGUUACUGCUCCUACUCCAUCUACAGAAACACCUCCUCCCACAGGAACAGAAACAUCAUCCACAGCUACUACAACUGCUGGUACAGCAACACCAACAUCACCAGAAAUUUCUACUACUGCUGUUACUGCUCCUACUCCAUCUACAGAAACACCUCCUCCCACAGGAACAGAAACAUCAUCCACAGCUACUACAACUGCUGGUACAGCAACACCAACAUCAACAGAAAUUUCUACUACUGCUGUUACUGCUGAAACACCAAUCAGAGAAACACCACCUCCAACACGAACAGAAACGCCAUCAACAGCAACAACAACUGCUGGUCCAACGACACCUACAUCACCAGGAGUUUCUACUACUGCUGUUACUGCUCCAACACCAUCUACAGAAACACCACCUCCCACAGGAACCGAAACACCAUCCACAGCUACUACAACUGCUGGUACACAGACACCGACAUCACCAGAAGUUUCUACUACUGCUCUUACUGCUGCACCAUCAUCUACAGAAACACUACCUACGACAGGAACAGAAACUUCUCUGACACCAUCAACAAUUACUACAACCAUUGUUAAAUCAACAGUUUUGACAGUAACAUCUACAGUGACAGAAAUGCCAUCGACUAAGUUCACUGUAUAUACAGAAUCACCACCUAAAAGAACACAUGCUGCAUCACCUCAAAUUGUCAUCACAACGAUCUGUCACUGUACAUUUGCAAAUCAAACUUUCCCACCUGAGUCAAUCAUUUACAACAAAACUGAUAAAGCAGGCUGGUGCUACUUCGCUUACUGCAACUCCAAUUGUGUUAGUGAAAUAACACAGAAACCAUGUCCUCAGACUACCACAGUUCCAAUUUCAACCGUUCCAAAUGACUGUACCGAUGUCAACAGAAAGAAUGGAGAGACAUGGAAUGAGGGAUGUACCACUAAAAACUGCAUAAAUGGGAAUGUUACUACAAGCCCUGUACAGUGUGAUCCAGCUGAUUCUGUCAUACCUACAUGUGUCAACGGACUUAAGCCUGAGAAGGUUUAUUAUAACAAUGGCUGCUGCACUAAGUACGAGUGUCUAUGUCGAUGCAGUGGCUGGGGUGACCCUCAUUACAAUACGUUUGAUGGAAAAUAUUAUGUUUUCCAAGGAAAUUGCGACUAUGUGUUGGUCCGAGAAAUCAUUCCAAGAUACAAUAUCAGUGUCCAUGUUAAAAACUAUUAUUGCGAUGUUACAAAUAAUUUUGCUUGUCCAGAGUAUGUGACUGUGAAGUACAAAUCCUAUGAAAUCAAGCUAGCAAGUAACAGUAAAGAGAUACAGGUUUACGUCAAUGAUGCUGUUAAGGUCCCAACUUUCUUGAAUGAAGAUUUCAGCAUCACUACCUCGGGCAUGGCAGUGAUUUUGAACAUUAAUGAAAUCAAAGCUGAGAUUUUAGUCAGUCAUCAAGGCUUUGAGAUCAAUCUCCCGUUCACCUACUUCCAUGGUAAUACAGAGGGACAGUGUGGUGUUUGUGACAAUGAUGCCACAAAUGACUGCAGACGUCCCGAUGGAACAACUGACCAGUCAUGUGAGCAAAUGGCAGCAUUGUGGGCGGACUCCCCAGAAUGUGAAACCCCUCCAACACAUCCAAGCGAACCUCUUCCUACCUGCACAGCACAAAUCUGUGAGGUCAUCAAGAGCGAUUUGUUCAAGAGCUGUCACGACAUCGUUCCCUAUCAAAGCUACUAUGAGGCAUGUAAAUAUGAUGUGUGCUACAAGAAAAAUGACUCCAUGGCCUGUGCCAGUGUGGAGGCCUAUGCACAGCUAUGCGGCCAGCAGUCUAUAUGUGUGGACUGGAGAGACUCAGCUGACCUCAACGGGCUAUGCGCAUACAAAUGUGCUGAUCACAAAGUCUUCAAGGCAUGUGGGCCUAAAGUUGAAAGAACCUGCAGUACAAGAUACAAUGAGAUUUUUGUGGAAGACCAAAGCCAAACUGACCAUCAAACAUUCAUGGAAGGUUGUUACUGUCCUGACAAUACAUAUCUAGUUAGUUCCACAACAGAUCAGUGCACACCUACUUGUGAUUGCAUUGGCCCCGAUGGAUUACCAAGACAGCCAGGAGAUACAUGGAUCGUGAACUGUACAACAUACAAAUGCUCCACUGAGAGCUUUGGUGUUGUUCAAGAGCCUAUGAAUUGUCCAACCAUAGAGCCCUGUGGCCACGAAUACAAAAGCAUCAUUGAAAACUGCUGUCCAACCUGUGUGUGUGAUACCAGCCAGUGUUCUAUGAAAUGUGAUGUGGGAUAUGAGUUCGCAGCAGAGAUACCUGAGGACAGUUGCUGUCCACCAUGUGUGCCCAAAGAUGUAUGUGUGCACAAUAACACUGAGUACCAGCCUGGAGUUAAAAUCCCUACGGAGCCUUGUUUGGAAUGUUACUGCCAAAUGGAUAAAGACCCACAGACCCAACUACAUUCUGUGGCAUGUGUAAAUAAAGUCUGUUCACCUUGUGCUGAGGGCUUUGAGCGUGUAGAACAAGAAGGAGAGUGCUGUGGAACAUGCAAGCAAAUCAGCUGCAUUUAUACUGCACCAGACAACACCACACAUACUCUCCAGGUUGGAGAAGUGAAACAUUACAAUUGUGAGAAUAUUACCUGCAGUGAAAUUAAUGGCUUGUUUGUGACAGAGAAGAUCACACCAAAAUGCCCUGACUUCAAUCCAGAUGAUUGUGAGCCUGGAACUGAGAGAUAUGAUGCAGAUGGAUGUUGCAAGAUCUGUGAGCCCAAGACUUGCGUUGUUUUGAAGAACACAACCCAUGUGGAUGUAAAUGACUGCAAGUCCAUCCACCCCAUAGAAGUGACAUCCUGCAGUGGUCACUGUGGCACCCAAUCAAUGUAUUCAAUGGAAAAGAACAGCAUGAUGCACAUCUGUUCUUGUUGCCAAGAGGAGAAAGUCAGUCGUCGACAGGUGACGCUGAAGUGUGCCAAUGACAGCGAGGUUGUUCAUGACUAUAUUCACAUUGAGAGCUGCACAUGCACUCCUAGAAAGUGUGUAGACUAAAAGGCCUGAAGACUUGAUAAAAGAUGCUGAUCUUAAAGCUAUUCCUUUGAUUAUUGCUGAUGUGAGCUAAAUUACUUAAGACAAGGGAUAUUUGAAAUAAGGAACACGGCAAGGAAUUUAUGCUUUUAUUCUAGGGCUAGGGUUUUCACUUUAAAUAUGAUCUUACAUGUUUAAAUUAUCUGUAACAAAACUAUUUCAAUUGUCUUUUCUUUGGUAUAAUGAAAGUUCUGUAUAAUUUUGAUGAAAUAAGUGAAUGUUCAACACAAUAAAGAAGUUAACCAGCAGCAAAAAAAAA
Sinocyclocheilus anshuiensis is the source of this 9286-nucleotide messenger RNA. Its product is annotated as mucin-2-like. The record is from RefSeq and is a predicted model, not a curated record. Lineage: Eukaryota; Metazoa; Chordata; Actinopteri; Cypriniformes; Cyprinidae. Gene Ontology annotation, cellular component: extracellular region; extracellular matrix. The transcript is spliced from 53 exons. Gene Ontology annotation, molecular function: hormone activity. Bases 1 to 8991 code for a protein of 2996 amino acids.